AUGCUACCCUGGUAUCGUGACCGAGAUAACCUAAAUAUAGGUGGUGUCAACAGAUACACUAUAACCUACACCCGUCGAGAUCCCUCACAAACACAAGUGUACCUUCGUUUGAAAAAUAUAGAGAGAUCUAGUAUACGAGCAAUUAAUUUGUUGCAAGGACCAUUCAUACUUUAUUGCCAUGUAAUUCCCUAUAAUUACGACCCACACAGACAGUUUACACCGGAUGAUGCGGAUACAAACACUGAGGUCUUGUUUGACAACCAAAUCAAACCAAAUCAAUCAUUCAAUGCAACUUUACUCUUGAAUGACAACUCGCGAGUUUCGUCUUCUGAAGAAGGAGAUGUAUUCCAAUGGGAAAUUGAUAUCAUAUCACAGAUUGUUGUAUCUACAAAGUCUACUAUCUUGUUUGAUCUUAUGAUUGGUGAUGAUCUAGCAUUGAUGAAGCGACUAGUGCGUAGUAAAAUCAGCCAAACUUUGGAUAAUUUGAGUUCUCCACUUAGUCCACCACUUGAAGAAGAAAUUGAAGAAUUCAAUAAGGAAAAGAUUAACCAUAAGAUAUAUAAUCCCCAAUUGAAGGUUGAAAAGUUGACUGCGGAUGAUAUCUGGGAUAACGAACCAAAAGACCCUCUGAAACCAGUUCACUUAGUAAUAGUUACUCAUGGGUUGUUUUCCAAUCUCACGGCAGAUAUGCUCUAUUUGAAAGAUACCCUAGAAGCCAAAGUGCAAGAAAAUAUCUUGGUACGAGGGUACAGAUACAAUGCCGGACGUACAGAACGUGGUGUAAAAAGGUUAGGCAGCAAUGUUGCCACAUAUAUAAUCUCACUAAUUGAAACUACACCGUAUAAAAUCGACAAAAUAUCAUUCAUUGCUCAUUCAUUAGGAGGCCUUGUGCAAUUAUAUGCUAUUAAAUACAUUCUUAUCCAUAAAGGUGCUGACUAUUUUGAAAAAAUUCAUAUUCAACCACAAAAUCUAAUUGCGUUAGCAAGUCCGUUAUUGGGGAUUCUAAAUGAAGUCAGCUUCUUAAUAUCCUGGGUGCUAGAUAUAGGAACGCUUGGAAAGACGGGUCGUGAUUUGGCAUUGCUGAAAAGAAUACCUACAUUUGGUGAUUUAUACAUGAAUGAGGCCAAAAGGAAAACAUUCAAGCCAAUAUUGGAAACAUUACCUGAUGAUCCAUUGCAAAUAUUCUUGAGUAAGUUCAAAUCGUUGACUGUGUAUGCUAAUGCAAUUAAUGAUGGAAUUGUUCCGUUAAGAACUUCAGCAUUGUUGUACUUAGAUUAUGAAGCAUUGGGCGAUGUUUCGGAAUUAAAGAAAACAAAACAUAUAGGUGAACACCCUGAAUUGGAAGACCCCGAGAAUCCAAUUGAAACUAAUUUAACAAGACAAAGUGUUCUGGAAGUACCUGAAUAUGAUAUAGCUGAUGAAGAGAAAAGUGCCCGAGAACAGAUGCAAAGCAAAAAGGAAGCAGAGAUAUGGCAGCUUGCCAAACAGCCUAUAGUUGCAGCCCAAGAAUUGUAUCAACAGUUAUUGAGAGUGAGUUCAAAUGAAAGCAAGCUAACUAAGCGCGAGCAAAAGUAUUUGAAAUUCUCUGCGAAAGGAACUGAUUAUAAUUUGUUUGAAAAUGUUCUCCCUGAUACCCUGCCAGUUGAUUCUUCGGGUAAUUCAUUGGGCGAUGAAGAAACAACAGUUGUGUCGAGUGAAAAUGGUUUACCCGAGAAAGCAAUUGUUGUUCCUCCAAAAGCAUCUGCCAUUGCGUCAGCAAUAAGUGCAUUGAUUUGUCCUGUACCUACGACAAACUUUAUAAUUAAUCCCCAGCUGCGUCACCAUGUAAUUUUCCAUGACAAAUACUAUCAUUUUAACGAUAUUCCAAAACAAGAAUCAAAUUCAUCAACCAAGCAAUCAUUUAAUGAUUUCUUCAGGUAUCAUGGUAAAUGGAAACGAAGAAAACAAGUGAUUAUCGCCAACAAAUACCAUGCCGAAAAUUUGAAUUGGAGGAAAGUAUUAGUGAAUCUUCCUCCUGAUGCUCAUACAAAUAUUAUAGUAAGACGAAGAUUUGCCAAUGGGUAUGGAUGGGGGGUUAUUGAUCACUUAUGCGAGACCUUGUUUGAUCGUGAUCACAACACUAUGAAGGCCAAGAUAUAA
Spathaspora passalidarum NRRL Y-27907 is the source of this 2139-nucleotide messenger RNA. RefSeq lists its product as uncharacterized. Bases 1 to 2139 code for a protein of 712 amino acids. Gene Ontology annotation, molecular function: monoacylglycerol lipase activity. The transcript has a single exon. Lineage: Eukaryota; Fungi; Ascomycota; Pichiomycetes; Serinales; Debaryomycetaceae. The record is from RefSeq and is a predicted model, not a curated record.